CCGCGAAGGGGGCGGGGGUAGUUAAAGAGCCGCCCGGCGCCACGGCCGCGGGCCGCUUUGAGCUGGGGCGAGCGGCAGCGGGCGCCCGGCAACCGCCCGCCAACGGCCCCAACGGCCGCGCUGAGCGCCCGCGGCUCGGGGGGUACCGGGGGGCACAGCUCAUUGGUAUGGGUGAUACAAAAGAAGCUAAAAUGCAGAUCACACCAGAAACUCCAGGACGAGCUGCGGUCUUGAAUCCUUUUGAAAGUCCAAGCGAUUAUUAUACUCUUCAGGAGCAGAUUGUCUCCAGUCCUUCAGUAUUUAAGUCAACAAAAUCUUCGUCUACACCAGGAAAAUUUAGAUGGUCUAUCGAUCAGCUUGCUCUAAUAAAUCCUGUGGAAAUUGACUCGGAAGAUGUUCGACGCCAAGCAAUGUAUUUGAGUCAUGCUAGAAUUGAUAAGGAGACAGAAGACAGAAGGCAAAGAGCCAUUGAGGAGUUUUUCACAAAAAGACUCAUAGUUCCUUCUCCUUGGACUGAACAUGAAGGCAAACAAGUUUCUCAGCUUAAUUCAACUAAAUCCAUAGAUCUAAAUAACAUUUCUCCAAUUGGAAGACAGCUACCUUUGCAGCCUGGGAAAAGCAAUGCUGCUUGUCAGACAGUACUGUCUUUGCCAGUGGAUUUUAAUUUAGAGAAAAUACUAGGUGAAUAUUUUAGAACUGAUGAAUUUGCAGAUCAGUCUCAGGAAAAUCUGAGCUCUUCAUCACUCAGAAGAAAGCUGUUUUUAGAAGAAAAUGGAAGUGUAUCUGAGUGUUUGUCCCCUCCUCUGCAUAAUCCAUGCAGUAGUCAGCCACUUGGAGUGCUUUGUUCAAUAGAUAUAUCUCCAGUCCGGUGCAGAAGCCCCCUGGAAACAUCUAGCUCAGGUCAGUUUUCAUCCAGUCCUAUUCAGGGAGGAACAAGGGCGUACAGUCUGGGAAGCAUAACCAGCCCCACGUUUCCAGAGGGGUCUCCUGCCCAUGCAGGUUCUCCUGCUUUUUCACCAAUUGCCUUUCAUAUAAGACAUACACCACUGUCAGACCAAAGAAAACUUACAUUUUGUUCUCCAGAUAUUCCUUCUACAUCCAAUAGAAUGACACCCCCAAGUACAAGAAGUCCUUACAUCGAUGGUUGUUCUCCAAUUAAAAAUUGUUCUCCUAUGAGUCUUGGAGGAUGCAGAGGAACUGCUCAGUAUCAGACUUCUAUCAUUAGAAUACCAUUUGCAGUUGAAAAUCAUGAUGAGGAUGAGGACAAAGAAAAUGCUGCUCCUGCAGAAGUUCGGUUCCCAGAAAUGGAUAACGGGAUAAACUUGUGUCAGCAAGAUGAUGCUUUCACACAUGGAACACGUCUCGUUGUAACAACUGUGUCUAUUGCACCAGAUCACUCGGAAGCUUGUCAUCAAAGGUUGUCAUCGUUUCAGGAUACAGAAGGCUCAAAGGAGAAUAAUACUGUAGAUAUGGCUGAUGCAGCUGAAGUAUCAGAGGAGAACACUUGGAUAAAAGAAACAAUUGGUAACAGCAAUGCACCCAUGACCAGCUUUAUGACAGGGAUCACUUUCAGUAUUGAAAACUCCCGCAUGUGCAUGUCACCUCUUGCAGAAAGCAGUGCCAAUCCUUGUGACAACAGCAGCAUUCAGGUGGACAGUGGUUAUAACACACAGACAUGUGGAAGCAGCAUUAUGGAUACUGUGGGGGCUGAAAACAGUUGCAGAGAAAAUGAUGUGAAUACUAACAUAUUUCAGAAUAAAUCUCAGCUUCCUAAAACAAAGGAAUGUUUUUUAAGCCAUAAGGACAGUCAGUUGCUGAGAGCAAAAUCUCCAGAGAAGCAAUCCUGUUUCCAUAAAGCGAAAACACAUAGCACGGUAUUUGGUCAAAAUGCAAGUUGCAACAUUUCUACCUGGAAACAUAAAAAUGAAAAUCAAUUUCAGGGAUUUCACAAAAGUGCAACGAUAUCCAGUCCCAGGAUGCUGGAUGCAAAUUCUGCUUCCUAUUCUGUUCAACAAUCCACAGAAAGGCCGACAUCACAGUGACAGAUGCAUAGCCAUCAGCAUACUAAGCUUGAAACAGUUGGUCCAGCCUGAAUUUGAGGGAAACUGACGUUUUUAAAAAUUUCAGAAGUGGAAGUAUGAACAGCAUUGCAUAGCAUUAAAAAGCAAUGUGUUAAAACUGGGACUUCUGUGCAGGCUCUGUAUGAAUGGAACAGUUCUUGAAAAAAUGUCAUCGGUAACUUAACACUGAAGGCUUUCUGAAAAAUAUCCUUAAAGAAAAAGGGAAACUUCUGUGCUAUCAAUAAAAUGUGGUUUUAGUCUUCACAUUUCAAAAAAUGAAAAUUAAAUAAAAAUCACCUUAGGUUUCUCACCAGCAAACAUGACGUAUGUUAUUCUUACUUCAGUAACAGUUUUAUCAGUAUUUCUGUAAUGUUCAUCUGAUGAUAAUUGAACCCUGAACCCAAUGUCCUGAGAGAUCUAUUUGAUAAACUUGAAUUAGUGCCCUGCUAAAAGGUGGAAAUAUUUGACAGGAAUUGAUAAAUCCUAGAGGAUCACUUUUUUAAAAAAGUGAAGAAUUAAUUUAGAUUUCUGGAGAAUUAGUACAUUUAAUUGGGCAUUCAAAAUGUUCUCAGCCUUAGCUGAUAAGAUUUGUAGCUCAAAGGCAAAACAGCUUAUUGUCAAAUUUAAUCGUAUUUAUUACUUUGUCUUUUGUUCCUCAUUAUUUUCUUUAACAAUCAGUUGAAUGGGUUACCUUUAGGUUACCUUUAGAUUUCUGGAAUGUGCAAAGGAACAAAUAACAGUAUACAGCAGUGUAGAGAGGGGGAAGAUGAAAAGCAUUGUACUCUAAAUUAUGAUCCAUUUCUGAACUGCUCUGUAUGAUAGGUAUGGUUACAAUGUGGUUGUACUUUUUUAAUGAAAAAUGUGAUUCUUCAUAGUGAUCUGUUCUGUGAUCAGAGGCUUUUAAAGUAGCAGGUU
Molecule: messenger RNA, 2975 nt
Organism: Oxyura jamaicensis (ruddy duck)
Lineage: Eukaryota; Metazoa; Chordata; Aves; Anseriformes; Anatidae
Gene: BORA
Product: BORA aurora kinase A activator
Exons: 13
Coding region: 168-2042 (624 amino acids)
Biological process (GO): regulation of mitotic nuclear division; activation of protein kinase activity; regulation of mitotic spindle organization
Cellular component (GO): nucleus; cytoplasm
Molecular function (GO): protein kinase binding
Source: RefSeq, a predicted model, not a curated record